Pelobates fuscus (common spadefoot toad) is the source of this 1638-nucleotide messenger RNA. It is a transcript of the gene KATNBL1, whose product is annotated as katanin regulatory subunit B1 like 1. The record is from RefSeq and is a predicted model, not a curated record. Gene Ontology annotation, cellular component: nucleolus. The coding region runs from base 216 to 1124 and encodes 302 amino acids. Gene Ontology annotation, molecular function: microtubule binding. NCBI's taxonomy places the organism in Eukaryota, Metazoa, Chordata, Amphibia, Anura, Pelobatidae. The transcript has 10 exons.
AGCCAAUCGCCGCGCAGUUCGAAGCCGGGGUGUGACUGACAGCAUUUCUGUUUUUUGUUUUUUUUUAUCCCAGCAUGCCCCGCGGGGCGGUUUGAAUGGCGGCUACGCUGUGAGGGGAGUGAGAGUAUCGCUGUACUGAGGGUCUGAGCGGAGCCGGUGGCUGGAUUAGUGUGCUGUACCCCGCGGCGGGGCCAUGAGCCGAUUUCCUUGGGAUUAUGGCACCUGGAGCCAGAGAUGCUAAGAAAAGGGACCUCGAAGAAGGUUGUUCAAAUGAUUUCCCAAGGAAGAGGAUCUCUCCUUCAGCCAAGCAGAACAUGAAGGAGGAUAAUUACUUAUCACCAAACAAGUUGGUUUCUGUUGGAAACGGAACACUGGUUGUGGAGUCUCCAAGCAGCAAUCAAAAGCUCUAUAAAGUUGUAUAUUGCAGGAGGAAAGCUCGGCAACAAACACAGAGUCCUGUGUACAGAAAGAAGUUGCACCCCAAAGGUUUGGGCGGUGACAUGGCAAAUAAGGAAAAUGAGCUAGCGGCAGGGAACCUGCAUGAGAAGCUCCAAAACGAGAGGUGCAGUUUAAUGCUGAAUUCCACUGACUCCUGUUCUGCUCAGACAGAGGGACCUUCUUCAAAAUAUAAUGGGUUCUUUGCAGAGGUCUCAAAAGAUCAUGACACUAUGGCUCAAGUCCUAUUCAGCAGGAAUCUAAGGCUAAACGUUGCGCUUACCUUUUGGAAGAAGCGUAGUGUGAAUGAACUUGUAGCGUAUUUAGUCCGGAUGCAAGAUUUAGGAGUUGUGGUGGAUUUUCUACCAGUUCUUACCAAUAGCCUCCAAGAAGAUAAAUCCACUGUGUCUAUGGGCUGCUGUGUGGAUCUUCUCCCACUGGUCAAGUCACUUUUUAAAAGUAAAUAUGAAGAAUAUAUAAUAGUCGGUCUGAAUUGGCUUCAGGCUAUUGUGAAGAGGUGGUGGACACAGUUAUCUGCAAAUUCGGAAAGUACAGCAGAUGAAAAUGUUCUAAUUUUAAAACACCUAUUAAGUGGUAUGUGGAAACAAGAAAAUCAUCUGACCUCCUUCCCUGGUUAUACUGGGAACAUAGCAAAGGAUUUGGAUGGCUAUUUAUCACAGCUCCAUUGACCUGGAUUCUUCAUCAGACUAUGUGCUUUCUUCUGAAUUUGCAAGAUAGUGGACAAUUCUUGCUAUGGAUGCUACUGAAGUAACCGAUAUUGGACACAAACAAUAUAAUAAAACCACUAACUCAUCGAAAAUGUGAUCAUUCACGCAUCCAUUAUGAAUCCACAAACGAAACUGUGACUGCCUGCUUCAUAUUGAAGUAGUGUUAUCUCAAGAUGGCUUCUUUGACUUAUUUUAAGGAAUUGUCCUUUUUGGACAUGUGAAAAAGUGUCACUCAUUACCCAAAGGAUAAUGGAAACCAUUACAUAAACUUCACUGGAAUCACGUUUGAUGGACCGCUGCCAUCUGAGCAAAAUGCACUUCGUAAUGCAUAAGAGUCCGUGCAAACCUCUGUGCCUCCAUCUCUUUGGUACACUUAGAUGUGGACUCUGGACAUUGCAGCUAUUUUCUGUUUGUGUUUUAUUAUUAUUAUUAUUUGAUGCGUAAUAUUAAAAACAUUUUUUUGCAAUAGAAAAAA